CGCUCAUUUGCAUACAGAGGGCAACUUGGUUCAUUCAAAGCAACACAGAAAGGAACUCUAUGUUUUAUUCUAUAUAUUCGUUCUUGAUAAAGGAUGUUAAAUUUUAAAUAUUUUGUGCGAUAUGGCUAGCGAAGGGCCCAGGAGACAUGGGCACAUCAAACUACGUCUGACAGUGCUUUGUGCCAAGAAUAUUGCCAAGAAAGAUUUCUUUCGGCUGCCUGACCCUUUCGCCAAGAUCACAGUUGAUGGCUCUGGACAGUGCCACUCCACAGACGUAUGUAAGAACACGCUUGACCCCAAAUGGAACCAGCACUACGAUCUGUACGUGGGCCACAAAGACUCCAUCACAAUCAGCGUGUGGAACCACAAGAAGAUCCACAAGAAACAGGGCGCAGGUUUCCUUGGCUGUGUCAAGAUCAUGUCCAACGCCAUCCAGCAGCUAAAGGACACAGGAUUUCAAAGACUUGACCUUCAGCGCCAGAACUCUGAGGACAAUGAUGCCGUUCGCGGGCAGAUUGUGAUCAGCCUCAUCUCCAGGGACAGGGGAAACGCAGGCCCCGGGCAGCAAGUGCCUGACUCCUCCAGCAGCUCACCUUCAAUACCUUAUGACCCGAACGAGUUGCCUGAAGGGUGGGAGGAGAGAAGAGGUACCAAUGGGCGUGUCCAUUAUGUCAAUCAUGUCACAAGGUCUACCCAGUGGGAUCGUCCAACAAAACCUGCUACCGAAACUUCCAGACCUGUCAGCAUGGUGGGUACUCCACGCACUGGUGGAGGGGACUCUAUGUCAUCACCAGCAUCCAGUGCCAGCCUGUCUAGUAGCCGGGCUGGUGGUCAUAUGUCCUCUCACAGCAGCAGUACCAGCCUGACCAACAGAGACAACAGGGACAACCUCUCUGUCAGCAGUGGCAUUAGCGGAGGUGGUGGUGGUGGUGGUGGUGGUGGUGGUGGUGGUGGUAGCUCAAACAUGGGUGGAGGCGGAGGUGGAGGCAGCAACAGUAUCUCUGGAGACAGUUCCACCACUAGCAGCAGCAACAAUAACAACAACACAACUUCCGUCCAUCACUUUGUGCGGCGACGGUCUACUCGGCACAGGAAUUAUAUGAGCCGGGCCCAACUUCAUGAUGCUGUGGAAUUACCAGAUGGUUAUGUAGAGCAAAGAACCACGCAGCAAGGUCAAGUCUAUUUCUUGCACACCAGGACAGGUGUGAGCACAUGGCAUGAUCCUCGGGUCCCAAGGCAAGUGGAGCUGAGAGAAGAAGAUCUGGGCCCACUGCCCGAGGGCUGGGAGAUAAGGAGGACCAGCAGCGGUAGAGUGUACUAUGUGGACCACAAUAACAGGACCACCCAGUUCACUGACCCAAGGUUGUCACAGAAUUUACACCUUUUGCAGGAGAAAAUGAAACCUCCAGUGGUGGAUAAAGAAAAUGAGCAGCCCAAUCUUCCUAAGUACAAACGUGAUUUGGUCCAGAAACUCAAAGUUUUAAAACAGGAAUUGACUGCACUUCAGCCCCAAACUGGCCACUGUCGACUAGAGGUCAGCAGGGAGGAAGUUUUUGAGGACUCCUAUCGACAUGUCAUGAAGAUGCGCUCCAAAGAUUUAAGAAAAAGAUUAAUGGUGAAAUUCAAAGGGGAAGAAGGUUUGGAUUAUGGAGGUGUAGCCAGAGAAUGGUUCUACCUGCUGUCUCAUGAAAUGUUGAAUCCAUACUAUGGACUGUUUCAGUAUUCAAGGGAUGACAUCUACACUCUACAGAUAAACCCAGACUCUGGGGUCAACCCUGAACACUUGUCCUAUUUUCAUUUCGUUGGACGAGUGAUUGGCAUGGCCAUUUUCCACAGUCAUUACUUGGAUGGAGGAUUUACCAUGCCAUUUUACAAGCAGCUUUUGGGAAAACCAGUGACGUUGGAUGAUCUUGAGAGUGUUGACCCUUACUUACACCGUAGCUUGUGCUGGAUGCUAGAGAACAACAUUGAGAAUGUAUUGGAUCAUACUUUCUCUGUGGAGCACAAUGCCUUUGGUUGUAUGACAGAGCAUGAGCUGAAACCUGGAGGCAAGGAGAUCAAAGUGACAGAAGACAACAAGAAAGAAUAUGUCAAACUCUAUGUCCAAUGGAGAUUUAUGCGUGGAAUAGAAGCUCAGUUUUUGUCUUUACAGAAAGGAUUCAAUGAAAUCAUUCCUCAGCAUUUACUGCGGUCCUUUGAUGAAAGAGAAUUAGAACUAAUGAUUGGUGGUCUGGGUAAGAUAGACCUAGACGACUGGAAGAAACACACUCGGCUCAAGCACUGUACCGCAGAGACUAACAUUGUACGCUGGUUCUGGAGGGCGGUGGACAACUUUGAUGAUGAGAUGAGGGCCAGGCUUUUACAGUUUGUCACAGGCAGUUCCAGGGUUCCACUCCAGGGAUUUAAAGCUUUACAAGGUUCUACUGGUGCGGCUGGUCCGCGGUUGUUCACCAUUCACCAAGUGGACAUUUGUACAGAUAACUUACCUAAGGCUCACACAUGUUUCAAUCGUCUUGAUAUUCCGCCCUAUGAAAACUUUGAGAAGUUUCUCUCCAAAUUGACUUGUGCCGUGGAGGAGACUUGUGGUUUUGCUGUGGAGUAAAAGUGUUCCUCACAACAAGGAGGGAAAUGGCAGAAGUUGUGGCCAUGACUCAAGCUUAGAGAUUUUCGGAUUAGUAUUUGCUGUGAACUCAACUCCAGAUGGACAAAGUAAGGCACGUGCAUGUGGAAACAAGCAGAAGUUUAAAAUUCUGUGCAGCGUCUGUGAGCUAAACAUUACUGGAUUGUCAUCUAGCUGGAUACACACAUUGCUCACACAAGGCCUGUGCUGCUUGGAAUGAAUGCUCACUCUUUUUGCUUCUUUUGAAUAUUUCACUCAAGUGCAAUUUUGUUCUUUCCUUGUUCUCCCCCCGCCCCCCCCCCCUCUCCAGCCACAUACCCACCGCCUGACAAAUUGUUUUAGUGUGGUGUGUAGGUCAGAGGUGUGAUGGUUCACUUCUUGAAGUUUUUAAGUUAUUGAAUUCUUAGAUUUCCCCCCCUUGAAUGAUCACGUUGCAGUGACUUGUUAACCCCCCUCCAGACAUUCUCUGACCUCACCAAGAGUUGUCUACUCUUCUGUGUUGGUGACACAAACAUGUUUUCCCAUUCUUGCCGCAGCUAAUAGCUUGAAAAGCCUGAAGUGGACAAGGAGAAUGGGCUAGUUAAGACUCAGCAAGCUGAAAGAUAAUAUUUCCAUUUUCCAAGCAUCUCAUCCCUUCAUCUCGUCAGAGGUUUUAGAUUUCAGAUUUCCUUGGCAGCCUUCAGAUACAACAUAAACUUGUUCUAGCAUCAGAACUGAUUGGUUUCUUUUUAAUUCAGUGUAGAUAUAAAAUGUUUUAAUUUGGAUUUCCUGUAUGCAUCACAUUUUUAAAAAUCUAUUAUUACAGAGAGAAGAAAUAUUUUGUUUAGAAAUGGAAACAUCAUGUUCAUAAUAUUAUUUGAUGUGGGGAUACAAGUUCUAUGAGGUAUCAAGUUGAUGUUUCAGUUACCAUGAUGUCUAUUUGUUUAUUUAUGAAUUUAUUUUGUUGAUGAAAUAGUCACUGUCUACUGUGCCAUGUGUGUGUGUGUACAAGACACACAAUCUACUAUCUUACAUAUAUGUACGACACACAAUCUACUGUACGUGUGUGUGUGUAAGUCACACAGUCAAUUAUGUUACCUGUGUGAUUUGAAAGUAAGUAAUUGUAACUGCCAUUGUCAACAGUUUAUUGUAUGAUUUGUAUAUUUAAUCUAUUUUAUGUACUAAGCAUUACAUUUUAUAUACAUAUAUAUAUAUAUAUAUAUAUAAAUACACUGAGAGUGUGUGUACAUAAUUGAAUACACUUGACUUGUAGUUCUCUAGCUGUGUAACAUACUGUGUGUCUGCGACUGUGUGUUGAUCUCAACUCUGACCUCCUUUAUAAGUAGGUUACAGACAAUGGACUUUCAUGUUUUUUUUUUAGUCUUACCUCACAAUGACUACUUAAGGUUUGGUUCUUGCUCUAGGCUUGACUGCAUCAUAACCUCACCAUGUAGUUGUUUGUCAUUAUCAUUGUGUCUGAAGUAACAAAUAGUUGGCCACCUUCAGUAAAACCAUGCCUGAGCAUGAGCUAAGGUCUUAAUGCUGUUGCAGUUUUCUCUUCACCAAGCUGGUGCAGUACACUUUGGGAGGAGCAGCUCUUCAGUUUCUUACAGAAUGUAGCAUUGCUUGCUGCAAGCUGCUUAAUGACCACCAGCACCUGAUUCUUCUCCAGAAUUGAAUAUCCUGCAGGGCUUUAUCAAGUUUAUACCCAGGACAGUCAAUUGAAUCCUGCAGGGCUUUAUCAAGUUUAUCAGGACAGUCAAAGUUGAAAUAGAAUUCACAGUUUUCUUGCUCUUAGAUUAGUAGCCAGCCAAAGCUGUUUUGUAUUUAGGUACCAGUUAUCACCUUUGCUCAUGUUCUCCCGUCACUGAUAGCAGUUCCGCUGGAACUAUGUAUUUUUGUUUAGGUAUUAAAGCAGUCACCAGAGUGAGCGAAUACACUAGACUCUUAGUUGUAGAAGGUGAUUACAGUUUGAUUACUUUUAUGGAAAGGGGGGGGGGGAGAGAGAAGAAUCAAUUUUGUAUGCUAUGAGUUUGUAUUUUUUGAGAAUUUGUAUUUUUAGAAAGAUGACAAUUGUUAAAACAUAAAUCUUAGCUCAGUUACUUUGAAGCUGGAGCACAGGAUAGAAAUCAAUGAAUUAUAAGUCCCAAGAUUUGUUACCAAUCUGCUAAGUAGAACUGUUCUAGUCAACAAAUCAAUACUUUUGUUAUCCCAUCAAUAUUACCAGAACAGAAAAAUGAAAUGGGAAAAGCUCUUACUCUAGGCUCAGUUCUAACUGUGGAUGUACCUUGACAUUGACCAUGUAGCUACUAAUGAUUGGGUUAAUCUGAAGACUUCCAUCUUUCUGUUGUUGUUCUGUAUUUUAAAAGACUUUGUGUUGUGUUGGUUUAAAAACAGUCUGAUUGUCUCAACUAUUAAUGUAAGUUCUACAAAUAAUGAAUCAGUUCAUCCACUAGACUCAUUUUUUUUAGGUAGUUGUCAGUUUUCUAUUUUUAAAAACAGUAAAGUAUACCUUUCAAACCUUGUGAUCUGUAGAGCAGAUGAUGUUAAGGUCAUCUGUUUCUAUGCCCAAUGGUUAACGAGGGUGUUAUGACCAGCACAGCGAUCAACCACUUUACUUUCCCCAACUAAUGUCUGCUUAUCUUUAGAGCUGGGUGAACUCAAUGGCGCAUUUAAAAUCCCAUUCUUCUCAGAGAUUCAAAGUCUGGACCCCCUCAGAUCAGAAGCCAAGCGCUUUACCACUCUGCCACCAUGUCCUUAUAUAAAAGUAUAUCCAUAAUAUUUGUUUCUUUUUUACAAAAACAUUUGUUCCAAUAUAUCAUGUUAUUUGAACUACAGAGAUCUUAUCAAGCAUAAUGUUAGGGCCUACAAAUAGUUUGUUUGAAAUCAAGUAGAGAUAGAAUGAUAAUGAACUCAUGGCUGGACACUUAACACUUUGGCCUAGCUUUUAACAAGGCUAUGUAUGCAGUUGGUCAGAGAACCAAUCAGAGUGUAAUAUACUGGCUUUUUGUUAACUGAGAUCAACUGUUCUGACAUAAUAUCACAGAGCAAAUGUAUUUCACUAACAUUGUUUUCCACUGAUAGCUUGCUAGAUUUCUAGACAUAGUGCAAUUCAUCCCACCAAUCUUUUCUGGACAAACUUUGGUUCCACAUUCAUCAAUAAGUGCAUAGACAUCAGUUCAAUUUUUUUUUUGGUUCAGAUGUUUUCAUGUAGUCUAGAAUUCCUUGUUUGUCUUAACUAGCAUGUAUGACUUGAAGACAUGAUCACAUGACUAGUAGUAAAUGAAAAGUUUGUCUGUAGUCCUACCUACUAUAGUAGUUGGUUGAUACUGGCUGAGCUGAGGAUUAAUGUGUGGUAGAUGUGUUUCUCUCAGUUUGUCUGUGAGUUGAUGUUUUCUAGUCUGAAUGGUGCACACAUUGUAUAAUGGUGUCCCUUGAUGACAGUGUUAGUAUUUGUUAAAGGAAGAUGUUGACCCUGGGUGUUAGAGGGUAUUUGUUGAAGAGAAAUGUUCCCCUUAAUAUCAGUGUUAGAGAGUAUUUGUUGAAGAGAAAUGUUCCCCUUAAUAUCAGUGUUAGAGAGUAUUUGUUAAAGGAAGAUGCUGCCCCUGUUCCCUUUUAAGUAAUGAAACCUAAUUGUUUUUUCUUCUCCACCCAGUCAGGUCUGCCUCUAGUUCAUCUCAAGUGGAUAAAAAAAACUUGGUUCAUUGUUAAUAAAGAAAUCAAUUUGUGUCUAAUUGUGUGUGAUGUGGUGAGACUGAGUCACUCCUUGAGCCUUUAUUUAUAUAAGAUAGCCUCCAUGUAUUGAUACUGAGACUCCUAUUCUUUUUGUGUACACAGGAUUAUGUACAAACUGUUGACUUUAUUUGUUGAGAUAAUGUUGUGGGGAGAUUGAUGUCAGAAUGUGCUGGUUCAUUUGAUUGUAAUGUUUUAGUCUGAUCCAAACCUCAGACAAGAAUUGAAUUAUUAAAAGUACCGGUAUGAA
Molecule: messenger RNA, 6581 nt
Organism: Biomphalaria glabrata
Lineage: Eukaryota; Metazoa; Mollusca; Gastropoda; Planorbidae
Product: E3 ubiquitin-protein ligase SMURF2-like
Exons: 18
Coding region: 122-2602 (826 amino acids)
Biological process (GO): negative regulation of BMP signaling pathway; ubiquitin-dependent protein catabolic process
Molecular function (GO): protein binding; ubiquitin protein ligase activity
Source: RefSeq, a predicted model, not a curated record